AUGUCUUCUUAUUAUUACAGACAAGAUAAUGUGGCCUAUCCUGUCAACCCCGAAGGUUCAUACGUAGGAAAUAACGAGAAUGAACACGCUUAUCACAGAGAUUAUAGAGAUGACUAUAGAGACGGAAGAAGAGAUUAUCACAGGCAUAGUAGACGUCGUUCCUAUCCCAGAAAUCAUGGUUACAGAGGCGACUAUGAAAGGUACAGACAUAGGAGAAGUAGGAGCCGUAGCAGGGAUAGAUAUCGAAGUAGAAGUAGAAGUAGAGAUAGAUAUAGAGAUAGAUAUAGAGAUAGAUAUGAGAGAUAUGAUGACUAUAAUAGAGACGCUGACAGAACAGAAAAUGCUGAGGAAGAAAAUCUCCUUUUGAACAGAGAUAUAUCUGAGAGUCACGCUAGAUCAAGGGCUGCUGAGAGACGCCGUAGAAAGGCUCAAGCUGAAUGUAUUAGGAGAGCAGGUGGAUUUCAGAAGUUGGCUGAUCAGGAAGGUCAUCAGACAGUUCGUUUGUUUUGGGACGGUUUUCAGUGGGUUGCAAAGACUGAACAAACUACUAUAUUGGGUGGAGAUCCCGCCCUAAUGAACUCUACCAGGAAACUUAGAAGAUUAUACUUUGGAAAUCUUCCAGUUCAUACAGGAUUAACUGAAACUGGGUUUCAGAACUUGAUUUGGAACGAAAUGAGAAAUCGCAAUUUUUGUAACGAUCCAAAUGUUUCACCAGUGUUGUACGUAUGGUUUGCGAAGGACAAGGGGAACUAUGGAUUUGUUGAAUUUGCAAGUGUUGAGGAAACUGAAAGGGCUUUAACCAUGGAUGGGAUGACCUGUAUGGGUGUUCAAUUGCGUGUUUCCCGUCCUAACGAUUAUUCAUCAACUUCCAUGAAGACAGCCACACAACAACAGAUUGUAAUUCCACAACUUUCAUCUGCACCAACCACCCUUCCUGCCAAUUUCAGUGGACGUUAUUUGCAUCUUGUUCAAAUUGUUCUUCCCGAAACUGUUGAAGCUGAAGUUGAAUAUUUGGAUGUACUGGAUGAUGUGAAAGAGGAGUUUGGAAAACACGGAAAAAUCAAGAGUGCACUAAUCAUCGCUCCAAGACACAAUGAAAUGGCUAGGGACUUCCAAGCUGGAGACAUGUUGAUAGAAUUUGAAGAUGAAGAAUCACUACUCUCCUGUGUACAGAAUAUGUCAAAUAGAAAAUAUGAAAAUAGAUUAAUACAAAUGAAACCUCUGGAGGAAGAUGUCUACAAUCAACUGGCUCAGGUUAUUAUACCUGACCUCGAACAAAUGGAUAAAAAUGGAUAA
Theileria parva strain Muguga is the source of this 1296-nucleotide messenger RNA. It is a transcript of the gene U2af2, whose product is annotated as Splicing factor U2AF 65 kDa subunit. Bases 1 to 1296 code for a protein of 431 amino acids. Gene Ontology annotation, molecular function: pre-mRNA 3'-splice site binding; poly-pyrimidine tract binding. Gene Ontology annotation, cellular component: U2-type prespliceosome; nuclear speck; U2AF complex. The transcript has a single exon. The record is from RefSeq and is a predicted model, not a curated record. Lineage: Eukaryota; Apicomplexa; Aconoidasida; Piroplasmida; Theileriidae.